AUGGAGGCAGCGGUGCUGAACCCCGCGAUGUUGACCGAGGUGGACUGCAACAGCAACACCCUGAACGCCGAGCUGGAGGUGAAGAAGCUGCAGGAGCUGGUCCGGAAGCUGGAGCGGCAGAACGAGCAGCUGCGGACGCGAGCGAGCGGCUGCUCGGGCGGCCCGCACGCGCUGCCUCCGUCCCCGGCGUACGUGCUCGGCGGCGCCGGAGGAUACUGCCUCCCCAGCUCGCUGCCCACCUUGCUGUGUCAGUCGUCCUUAGGGUCAUUCGCGCCCCCGGACGAGCCUCUGGACUACUUCCUCCCGAACGCGGGCGGCGAUGGAGCGGCGGAGGCGGAGGACGGAUCCGAGCCGUCGGUUCUGGAUGAGCUGGAACUUCUGGACCUGAAUUCUCUGUCCUGCUCAGAUGAGUCUGAUGAAACAUGGUUGUACGUGUCCUCAAAAGCUCGAGAGUCCGCGGGCGACUCCCUCACACCUCUGCAGUGGUGUCGGCAGGGCCUGGACAGCCCCAAAUCCGAGGUGGAGGUCGCCAGGCGAUCGCUGUCCCUCCGACUGGAACAAGUCUCCAGGUGGCGUAGCUCCCUCUCCAGCCCUUCUCCCUCCUCCUCCCCGGGCCCCCCUCUGAGCCGGGUGGCCGGAGUGUCACCCAUCAGUGCUUCCUCGCCAGCCAAACCCUGCUCCACCCCCCAGUCCUCUGAAAGACACGCUCCACCCCUCUCCUCCCCGCUCCACCCGGUCCUCCAUCGCACGCUGAGUCCUGUAGGGAAGGAGCUCUCCCCCGUAGCUGAGAGGACUCCCACGUUCCUCCCUCACCACCGCAGCCGCAGCCUCCGGCGCUCAACCCUCAGUCCCCAGUCGUCUGUGGACAGCGACUUCGGUGCCUCAGAGGUGGAGGACGACUCCAUCACUCUGGGAUACAAACUGCACGACCUCACCGACGUCCAGGUUAUGGCCCGACUGCAGGAGGAGAGUCUAAGACAGGACUACGCCAGUACAUCAUCGGUCCUGGCCAACCGCCGCAGCCAGAGCUUCACCUUCCAGCUCAGCCAGCUCAGCGCCGGCCCCGACCUGGAGGAGGAAGACGAGGAGGACGACGAAGACUACGGCCUCCUGCCCCCGCCGCAGCCACGCCUCACCCGUCUCCCGCACUCCCACACCUUCUCCAGCAUCCGAGACUGGCGAAGAAGCACAAGUUCCCUGUCCACCCCUCCUUCCACCCCCUCCACCCCUCCUUACCCUUCCGCUGGGUUCGCCUUUCAACCUCAGCCCCAGGGUCUGGGACUGGGACUGGGCAGCCUCUGCGCAGCCGAGCCACAGGGCCUCAGACCAGGAUCAGCCGAAUUUGAGAAUAAGCUGCGGAGGAGCAUGCCUAACCUUGUCAGAGCUCCCAGCAUGUCUAGUGUGCCCAUUCCAACCAAUCCUAGCGCUUCCCCUUGUUUGCUUCGUAACAGCCAGAGUUUUGAUUCGUCCAGUGGGCUGACUCGACUGCAGUCCUCCAUCCCCUCCCCAGGACAGCUGCAGAACAGGGUCCAGAGCGUCGGGAACUUUGCCUCGUUGUCACGGCAACCACUGAAAGCCACCGCCUACGUCAGUCCCACCAUCAAGGGUUCGGCCUCAAUGCCGACCUCCACCAGCCUCCAGUCUCUGAGCAGCAGCAACGGGGGUAACAACGGGGUAGGCAGUGGGAUCCCUCUUCUCAGUAAACAGGCUGGUGGAGGGGGCAUGCCCACUUCCACCCCAGCCGCUCGCAGCAGCCUGCCCCGCCCCGCCUCCUUCGUUGGCACCACAAGUUCCACCCCCCGCAGCAAGGUGGCCCAACCAGCACGAAGUUUACUGACACCUCCAAAGAGCCUGUCCACCCUCAGUGCCCUCCGUGACAGCACCUGGAGAGACGGCUGCUACUGAUGAACGGAUGAAGUGGUGCAGUGGCCCCCCGCUGGCUGGGGUACGUCACUACGCCUCAGCAGAAAUUGAGACAUUUCAAUGGGUUGGACCAAAAAGUAACAAUUAGGUUGUCUGAGAUCCUGCAUAGAAUGGGUCAAUGUCCAAACAGUAGAGGAAGAGAACUCAUCCAUUCAGUGCUAUGCAGAAUUUCUUCGGGGAAGGCGGGUUGUUUCUAUCUGGAUGCACGUCAGGUCUCAUUUUACUGACGGCUCGACUGAGUUUGGUUCGUGCCAAGAGGGAGUUGCUCCCUGCUGCUCUUGUGCAAUAAACCACCGUCUGUAGGGUACCAGUAAUACUAAGCGAUUAAAGAGGGCUGCCAGUUUUUAUCAAAUGAGUCUCACAAUACUGCAUUUAUUUAUAUAUUUAUUUUGAACAAAGUUUUUGACUAAUCAGGUGUUUUCCCUCUGGCAACAAGAGCCAAUGAUGCUGCUAAAAUGUCAUCAGUCCCUGUUUGUUUGGGCACAUUUGGUCUGAUUUUUUUCAAGACAUUAAAGUAUGUAUUCGUGUACAAUGCUGAACGAUUAAAUGUGCAUACAUAUAAGUAUAUAUAUAUGUAUAUAUAUAGAUGCAAUACUAUUGAAUUUUAAAAUCUGACUCUUGACCAAAAGGAAAAUGUUUCAAUGUGUUUACUAAAUUCUCACCAUGGCGUACAUAUUUACCCUUUCUAAUCACCGACAAAGGAUCUGUUCUUGUUGCACUUUGUAUAAAUCUCUGAAGUUACUGAUAUUUUUAUGUUCUGUUGACUAAUGUUUGCACUUCUGCAUUUAAUCUUCUGAAUUUAUGGAAUAAAAUAGUGAAGUAAAUGUUUUGGGGAGAUUUCACAGUUAAACACGGCAUAAUGUAGCACCCUUUGUUUGUAAUAUUCCACCUGUGUUUUUAAAUGGCCGCUACCACGUUUCACAGAAUCCUAAUACUUUUG
This is a messenger RNA of Chelmon rostratus (copperband butterflyfish), 2863 nucleotides long. RefSeq names its product SLAIN motif-containing protein 1-like. Lineage: Eukaryota; Metazoa; Chordata; Actinopteri; Chaetodontiformes; Chaetodontidae. The record is from RefSeq and is a predicted model, not a curated record. Gene Ontology annotation, cellular component: microtubule plus-end. Gene Ontology annotation, biological process: cytoplasmic microtubule organization; positive regulation of microtubule polymerization; microtubule nucleation. Bases 1 to 1905 code for a protein of 634 amino acids. The transcript is spliced from 10 exons.